Messenger RNA from Otolemur garnettii (small-eared galago), 9920 nucleotides. RefSeq names its product tectorin alpha (gene TECTA). The record is from RefSeq and is a predicted model, not a curated record. The transcript has 24 exons. Lineage: Eukaryota; Metazoa; Chordata; Mammalia; Primates; Galagidae. Bases 932 to 7945 code for a protein of 2337 amino acids. Gene Ontology annotation, molecular function: iron ion binding; oxidoreductase activity; protein binding. Gene Ontology annotation, biological process: cell-matrix adhesion.
GGUCACACUGAACAAGGGUUUUGAUUUUUAAGAACAAUGUCAGGAGGAAACUUCACGGUCUAGCCAUACGAUUUGGUUCUUCUGUCUGACUUGAGCUUGCGUCUGUCCUCACAUCACAGCUUUGCAGGAUGGCACGACCAAACAUCCUCCUGUCGAAGGGUAAAGCAACCAGCUCAACUGAUCAUAAACUAACGUUUCAAGUCUAUUUUUGCAAUGUUUCUUCUUUAACUAACUUGCUGGAACUAAUGCCUUGCUUGUGCACUGGAUUCUAUUUUUGUUAUAAUUCCAAGGAGCAAUACUGGAGUGCUUCCUCUUUAUUACCAAUGUAUCUGUCAUUCAUGACACUAUGAAAAGUCAGCAGACAGAGUCCUAGACUGCCCGUGAAUCUGGCCAGUACUUCAAAAUGAUGGAUUCUAUGGAGAAGGGGAUGGGGAACUCUCCUACCUCGUAGAAACACAUUGUGUUUUAAUCGCCUUCCUUUGAUUCUGAUGGAAAAUUUUCCUUUGAGAAAAUUAAGAAAGCCAGGUCUCAUAGAGGACCUGGUUUCUGUUCUAGAGGUACAACCCAGGACCCAUAAUGUUAGAGCCGGGUCCUAUUUUUCAGCUUUAUUAGAUGCCGAGUAGAUAGCUUUUCCUUUACUCAUUGCUGGCCUCAUUGAUUCUAUAUAAUUACCUGACAAUUUGAAUGAUCUCAUUACACUUCCAAACUGGCUUCUUCUGGCAGUCUAAUUUGUUCAUGAAGUGUUGAGCUUAGGAGGACCUGCCAGCACUCAGGGAAUUUCUUCCCAACUUAAAACUGUUGGUGCUGUGAUGUGAAUUUGUUCUAUGAUGGUUGUGAUAUGUCUUGGGGCUUGCCACCAAACACACCUGGUGUUCUAUUUACUGUGGCAAGCUGGGGAUUUUUUUUUUCUUUUUCUUUUUAAAAUUCCAGGAUGAAUUAUUCAUCAUUACUUAGAAUUUGGGUCUCUUUCAUCUUCGCGCUUGUGCAGCAUCAAGCUCAGCCCAGGGAGCUCAUGUAUCCAUUCUGGCAGAAUGACACCAAAACCCCUAAAGUAGACGACGGAAGCUCAUCUGAGAUUAAGUUGGCCAUCCCAGUUUUCUUCUUUGGCGUUCCUUACCGCACUGUCUACGUUAAUAACAAUGGAGUCGUCUCCUUCAAUGUGCUCGUAAGCCAGUUCACGCCGGAGUCUUUUCCUCUGACAGAUGGGAGGGCCUUCAUUGCCCCAUUUUGGGCCGAUGUGCACAAUGGAAUUCGAGGCGAGAUCUAUUACAGAGAGACCAUGGACCCUGUCAUCUUGAAAAGAGCCACCAAGGACAUCAGGAAGUACUUCAAAGACAUGGCAACCUUCUCUGCCACUUGGGUUUUCAUUGUGACGUGGGAGGAAGUGACGUUUUAUGGAGGCAGCAGCACCACACCUGUGAACACCUUCCAGGCUGUCCUGGUGUCUGAUGGCUCCUACACAUUCACGCUCUUCAAUUAUUACGAAAUCAACUGGACCACAGGCACAGCGAGUGGUGGGGACCCCCUGACGGGCCUGGGUGGAGUGAUGGCGCAGGCAGGAUUUAAUGGUGGAAACCUCACCAAUUUCUUCAGCCUCCCCGGGUCAAGAACCCCUGAGAUUGUGAACAUCCAAGAGACCACAAACGUCAAUGUUCCAGGCCGCUGGGCAUUUAAAGUGGACGGGAAGGAGAUUGACCCAGCCAAUGGCUGCACCUCCAGGGGACAGUUCCUUCGGCGAGGGGAGGUGUUUUGGGAUGACCUGAACUGCACCAUCAAGUGCCGCUGCCUGGAUUUCAACAAUGAGAUCUACUGCCAGGAGGCCUCCUGCAGCCCCUACGAGGUGUGUGAGCCCAAAGGCAAAUUCUUCUACUGCAGCCCCGUGGAGACCAGCACGUGCGUGGUGUUUGGGGAGCCGCACUACCACACCUUCGAUGGCUUCCUCUUCCACUUCCAAGGAUCCUGCGCCUACCUGUUGGCCCGACAGUGUUUGCAGACUUCCAGCCUCCCCUUCUUCAGCGUGGAGGCCAAGAACGAGCACCGAGGGGGCUCAGCUGUCUCCUGGGUGAAGGAGCUCUCGGUGGAGGUCAAUGGCUACAAGAUUCUCAUCCCCAAAGGGAGCUACGGAAAAGUCCAGGUUAAUGACCUGGUGACUUCUUUGCCCGUCACCUUAGAGUUGGGGGCGGUGAAAAUCUACCAGAGUGGCAUGUCUACUGCCGUGGAAACAGAUUUUGGGCUCUUAGUGACUUUUGAUGGCCAGCACUACGCCUCCAUUUCCAUCCCAGGCUCCUAUUUAAACUCCACCUGUGGGCUCUGUGGGAACUACAAUAAAAACCCGCUGGAUGACUUCCUCCGUCCGGAUGGCAGGCCGGCCAUGUCCGUCCUGGAUCUGGGAGAGAGCUGGAGAGUCUACCACGCGGACUGGAAGUGUGACUCCGGCUGUGUGGACAACUGCACUCUGUGUGAUGCCACCACGGAAGCCCUCUACUUUGGCUCUGACUACUGCGGCUUCCUCAACAAGACGGAUGGCCCCCUGUGGGAGUGCAGCACUGUCGUGGACCCCACGGCUUUUGUCCACAGCUGUGUGUACGACCUGUGCAGCGUGAGGGACAAUGGCACACUCCUCUGUCAAGCCAUCCAGGCCUACGCCCUCGUGUGCCAAGGCCUGGGCAUUCCAAUUGGAGACUGGCGAAUCCAGACUGGGUGUGUGUCCACCGUGCAGUGCCCGAGCUUCAGCCACUAUUCAGUGUGCACCAGCAGCUGCCCGGACACGUGCUCAGACCUGACGGCCUCGCAGAACUGCGCCACGCCCUGCACAGAGGGCUGCGAGUGCAAUGAUGGCUUCGUGCUCAGCACCAGCCAGUGCGUCCCGCUGCACAAGUGCGGCUGCGACUUCGACGGCCACUACUACACCAUGGGGGAGUUCUUCUGGGCCACGGCCAACUGCACGGUGCAGUGCCUAUGCGAGGAGGGCGGGGACGUGUACUGCUUCAACAAGACGUGCCGCAGCGGGGAGGUGUGCGCGGUGGAGGACGGCUACCAGGGCUGCUUCCCCAAGCGCGAGACUGUGUGUCUGCUCAGCCAGAACCAGGUGCUGCACACCUUCGACGGCGCCGCCUACGCCUUCCCGUCCGAGUUCUCCUACACCCUCCUCAAGACCUGCCCCGAGCGCCCGGAGUACUUAGAAAUCGACAUCAACAAGAAGAAGCCCGACGCUGGGCCGGAGUGGCUGCGCGGAGUCCGCAUCCUGGUGGCUGAGCAGGAGGUCAAGGUCGGAGGAGUCGGGGCGGCGGAGGUCAAGCUGAAUGGUCAGGAAGUGGAGUUGCCUUUUUUCCAUCCUUCGGGGAAGCUGGAAAUUUAUCGAAACAAGAAUAGCACGACGGUGGAGUCCAAGGGCGUGGUGGCGGUGCAGUACUCAGAUGCCGGUCUGCUGUACAUCCGGCUGUCCACCGCUUACUUCAAUUGCACCGGGGGCUUGUGCGGCUUCUUUAAUGCCAACGCCAGUGACGAGUUCUGCCUCCCCAAUGGCAAGUGCACGGACAACCUGGCGGUGUUCCUGGAAAGCUGGACCACUUUCGAGGAGAUCUGUAAUGGGGAGUGCGGGGACCUGCUGAAGGCCUGCAACAACGACUCGGAGCUGCUCAAGUUCUACCGGAGCCGCUCCAGGUGCGGCAUCAUCAACGACCCCUCCAACAGCUCCUUCCUGGAGUGCCACGGAGUGGUCAACGUCACCGCCUACUACCGUACCUGCCUUUUCCGCCUGUGCCAGAGUGGUGGCAACGAGUCAGAGCUCUGCGACGCCGUGGCCCGGUAUGCCAGUGCUUGCAAGAAUGCCGACGUGGAGGUGGGGCCCUGGCGGACCUAUGAAUUCUGCCCUCUGGAAUGCCCCGAGAACAGCCAUUUUGAGGAGUGUGUGACCUGCACAGAGACCUGUGAGACCUUGGCCCUGGGCCCCAUCUGUGUGGAUACCUGCUCUGAGGGGUGUCAGUGUGACGAGGGCUAUGCCCUGCUGGGCAGCCAGUGCGUCACCCGGAGCGAGUGUGGCUGCAACUUCGAGGGGCAUCAACUUGCCACCAAUGAGACCUUCUGGGUGGACCUGGACUGCCAGAUCUUCUGCUAUUGCAAUGGCACGGACAACAGCGUCCACUGUGAGACCAUUCCCUGCAAGGAUGAUGAGUUCUGCAUGGAGGAGAGUGGCCUGUACUACUGCCAGCCCCGCACCGAUGCCUCCUGCAUCGUCUCAGGCUACGGCCACUACCUCACCUUUGACGGCUUCCCCUUUGACUUCCAGACCAGCUGCUCCCUCACCCUGUGCACCACGGGAAGCAGGCCGAGCUCAGACUCUUUCCCCAAGUUCAUUAUCACAGCCAAGAAUGAGGACCGGGACCCAUCCCUGGCCUUGUGGGUCAAGCAGGUGGACGUGACUGUAUUUGGCUACAGCAUCGUGAUUCACCGGGCCUACAAGCACACUGUGUUGAUCAAUGAUGAGCGGCUCUAUCUGCCCCUGAAGCUGGGACAAGGCAAGAUAAACAUCUUCUCCUUUGGCUUCCACGUGGUGGUGGAAACUGACUUUGGCCUGAAGGUCGUGUACGACUGGAAGACCUUCCUGUCCAUCACGGUCCCCCGCAGCAUGCAGAACAGCACCUAUGGCCUGUGUGGCCGCUACAAUGGCGACCCCGACGACGACCUGGAGAUGCCCAUGGGCCUGCUGGCGUCGAGUGUCAAUGAGUUUGGGCAGAGCUGGGUGAAGAGGGACACCUUCUGCCAGGUGGGCUGUGGGGACCGCUGUCCCUCCUGUGCCAAGGUAGAAGGUUUCUCCAAGGUGCAGCAGCUGUGUGGCCUGAUCCCCAACCAGAACGCCGGCUUCUCCAAGUGCCACAGCAAGGUCAACCCCGCCUUCUUCUACAAGAACUGCCUGUUUGACUCCUGCAUCGAUGGGGGCGCGGUGCAGACCGCCUGCAACUGGCUGCAGAACUACGCCAGCACCUGCCAGACUCAGGGGAUCAUGGUGACCGGCUGGAGGAAUUACACGUCCUGCUCCGUCACCUGCCCUCCCAACAGCCACUACGAGAGCUGCGUGAGCGUGUGCCAGCCGCGCUGCGCCGCCAUCCGUCUCAAGAGCGACUGCAACCACUACUGCGUGGAGGGCUGCCAGUGCGACCCGGGCUACGUCCUCAACGGCAGGAGCUGCAUCCUGCCGCACAGCUGUGGCUGCUACGCCGACGGCAAAUACUACGAGCCCAAGCAGCUGUUCUGGAACAGCGACUGCACGCGGCGCUGCCGCUGUUUCCGGCGCAACCUGAUCCAGUGCGACCCGCGCCAGUGCAAGUCGGACGAGGAGUGCGCGCUGCGCAACGGGGUGCGCGGCUGCUUCAGCACCAAGACGUCCUACUGCCUGGCGGCCGGCGGCGGCGUCUUCCGCACCUUCGACGGUGCCUUCCUGCGCUUCCCCGCCAACUGCGCCUUCGUGCUGUCCACCAUCUGCCAGAAGCUGCCCGACAUCUCCUUCCAGCUCAUCAUCAACUUCGACAAGUGGUCGUCGCCCAACCUCACCAUCAUCUCGCCCGUCUACUUCUACAUCAACGAGGAGCAGAUUCUCAUCAACGACCGGAACACCGUCAAGGUGAAUGGCACACAAGUGAAUGUUCCAUUUAUAACUGGUUUGGCAACCAAGAUCUACAGCAGCGAAGGGUUUCUGGUGAUUGACACCAGCCCUGACAUCCAGAUACACUACAAUGGUUUCAACGUCAUUAAAAUCAGCAUCAGUGAGAGGCUACAAAACAAAGUUUGUGGCCUGUGUGGAAACUUCAACGGGGACCUGACAGAUGAUUAUGUGACUUUGCGGGGGAAGCCGGUAGUGAGCAGUGUGGUGCUGGCCCAGAGCUGGAAAACCAACGGCAUGCAGAAGAGCUGCAAUGAGCUGCAGUUCUCCCAGUACACAGCCAUGUGUGACAACGUUCACAUCCAGAAGAUGCAGGGGGAGGGCUACUGCCUGAAGCUCACCGACAUGAAGGGCUUCUUCCAGCCCUGUUAUGGGCUUCUUGAUCCCCUCCCCUUCUACGAAUCCUGCUACCUGGAUGGCUGCUACAACCAGAAGAAGUUCCAGCUGUGUGGCUCCCUGGCCGCUUACGGGGAGGCCUGCCGCUCCUUCGGGAUCCUGAGCACCGAGUGGAUUGAGAAGGAGAAUUGCUCAGGAGUGGUUGAAGAUCCCUGUGUGGGGGCGGACUGUCCCAACAGAACCUGUGAGCUGGGCAACGGCGGGGAGCUGUGUGGCUGCAUCGAGCCACCCCCCUACGGAAACAACUCACAUGACAUUAUUGAUGCAGAGGUGACCUGCAAGGCGGCCCAGAUGGAAGUGUCCAUAUCUAAGUGCAAACUCUUCCAGCUCGGCUUUGAGAGGGAGGGCGUGCGGAUCAACGACAGACAGUGCACAGGCAUCGAGGGGGAAGACUUCAUCUCCUUUCAGAUCAACAACACCAAAGGGAAUUGUGGAAACAUCGUGCAGUCCAACGGCACUCACAUCAUGUACAAAAACACAAUCUGGAUCGAAAGUGCCAACAACACCGGCAACAUCAUCACCAGGGACCGCACGAUCAAUGUGGAGUUCUCAUGUGCUUACGAGCUGGAUAUCAAGAUCUCCUUGGAUUCUGUUGUGAAGCCCAUGCUAAGUGUCAUUAACCUGACAGUUCCAACCCAAGAAGGCAGCUUCACCACCAAGAUGGCACUCUACAAAAAUGCCUCCUACAAACAUCCUUACCGCCAGGGGGAAGUCGUGUUGACGACUCGAGAUGUGCUAUACGUAGGGGUCUUUGUGGUUGGAGCUGACUCCACACAUUUGAUCUUAACGCUCAACAAAUGCUAUGCCACCCCCUCCCGCGACAGCAAUGAUAAGCUCCGUUACUUCAUCAUUGAAGAAGGGUUGGGGUCUGCAGGCGAUGUCUCCGACAAUUGGUGCCCAGGGGUGGAGCUAAGAGGAAACAUUGAUCUCAUAGGUGCUCAGGAGGAUCACAUGCAGACAGGCCAGCCUCGUUCAUCUCUUGGGGCUAAGAUGGAUCUUGUACUCAGUGUUGCUGAUUAUUAUUUUUUUACGCCAUACAUAUAUCCAGCCACGUGGCCAGAGGAUGACAUCUUCCGACAAACUAUCAGUCUCCUGAUUGUAACAAAUAUUGGUGCUUAUAUCCUUUAUUUCGUCUGUGCAACACUGAGCUAUUAUUUUGUCUAUGAUCAUUCAUUAAUGAAACAUCCACAAUUUUUAAAGAAUCAAGUCUCUCGAGAGAUUAAGUAUACUAUCCAGGCCUUGCCGUGGAUGAGUAUUCCUACUGUGGCCCUGUUCUUGCUGGAGUUGAGAGGUUACAGCAAGUUGUAUGAUGACGUAGGAGAGUUUCCAAGUGGCUGGUUCCAGCUCGUGGUCAGCGUGGUGUCUUUCCUCUUUUUCACUGACAUGCUGAUCUACUGGAUUCACAGAGGCCUUCAUCACAGGCUGGUAUACAAGCGCAUCCAUAAACCUCAUCAUAUUUGGAAGAUUCCUACUCCAUUUGCAAGUCAUGCUUUUCACCCUGUGGACGGCUUCAUGCAAGGUCUCCCUUACCACAUAUACCCUUUUAUUUUCCCAUUACAUAAGGUGGUUUAUUUAGCUUUGUAUGUCUUGGUGAAUAUCUGGACAAUUUCCAUUCAUGAUGGUGAUUUCCGUGUCCCCCAGAUCUUAAUGCCAUUUAUUAACGGCUCAGCUCAUCACACAGACCACCACAUAUUCUUUGACUGCAACUAUGGACAGUAUUUCACCCUGUGGGAUAGAAUUGGAGGCUCAUUCAAAACUCCUUCCUCCUUUGAGGGAAAGGGACCCCUUAGUUAUGUGAAGAAGGUGAUGGAAGAGAAGGGCAACAGCCACGCAGACAAGGAUUGUAAAAAUGAAAAAUUACUCAAUGGAGAAUUUAUGAAGACUGAGUAGAUUAUUGCCCAAUUCUUCUUAAAUGUUUUUAAUAAGGAAAAACACUCUGUGUACAGCCAAGAUACAUAGCAUUGAUAUCAUUUGAAAAUCAGCCUUUUGAGUACUGCUGAGGAAUGAUUGUUAAUGUAAUAAGAAGAUGAAGUGAAUACCAACAUUUUAAUCGUGUGCUUAAAACACCAGAUAUUUAUCCCAGGGACAACUUGUGUUUUCUAGCCAGCAUAUCUGUUUGUACAACCUCAACAGCAAUUUUAAAUAAAAUAGAGAACAAGUUAUUAAGGAUACUGGGAUUUAUCCUUUUGCCUUAAUCCAUCCACAUUCAUUAGGAAAAAUUUAUUGUGCUGAAUAACACCAAGACUAAGAACCAUAACCAAGAAAUGCUAAUAUAAGAUCGUUCCUUGUUUCUGGAAUGGUUAAUUCUUCAGUAUUGGCAGGAUGAUGACUGUUCAUAGUGCUUUGGAAGUGGAAACAUCAGUGUGAAAACAACUUGGAUGUAUUAGCCAUGUAAAUGACCUAAUGGAUAGCAGGUGUCUGAAGACUCUGAUCUACACUUAGGAGGCUCAUUCUUGAGAUAUUAUCAAAUACUACAUUUUACUGAUGAAUAAGUAAAUUAGAAUUGGAAAAAUAUCAAUACUACCAUGAGUUAGUACACAUCUGGGUUUAUGUAACUGAAGGUUUUGAUGGUUAUUGUUUGAAACCAUGAUUUAAUAAUUAUAAGAAUAUGUGAUCCUGCGUAUAUUUAGGAAGAGAAAUUUGAGGCCCAGGUAAUAUAUUUGGUACUUCUGAUUUUUUAAUUAAUGCACUGCACUUUUGAUGUAUCAAAGUUACAAGCCUGUAAUGUUUUUAUAACAGGAAAUAAUUGUCAAAUAUUUGGACUGCUCACUGAAGAUUUGUUUUGAAAUCUUGUUCUCCUUCCCUUUUCCCCACUUCCUCUGCAUAAAGAUUUAACAAAUACUUCCCUGAAGAAAUUCGUGUUAUAAAUAUAUUGGGGAAAUGUGGUUUGUAAAGGCAUUCUAUAAGCUAUUUAUGUAAAAUAAAAUUUGAUCAUUACUGUUAUUAAACUAUACCAGUUCAAUACUGUAAUAGCACAAAGUAUUCUCUGCACAGAUUUUUUUUUUUUUUUGCCAAAUUGCACCCACAGAAAUGAUGUGACUGUUAUGUUUUAGAACAUCACCAGAUAACCAAUGUCAAGGAGAGGAAGAAGCAGAGUAUCACGUUCUUUUUAUAUUUUACAUUUUUAUUAGAUUUGACUGUUUUAGCAAGAAACCCGUCAUCAAACUUAAUGCCCAAGAUCUAGAAGAAAAUGUAUUUUCUCUUUGAGUUAUUGUUACAUAGUGUCUUACUUAACUGUACCUGUUAGUAUUUUCUAACAGAUAAAUUCAGUUGAGUGCUUUCCACUAAUUCCCCCCUGCCUAGUACUCUAUUUUGCCCAUGAAAAACAGGAAGAUUAAGGAGAAGUAAACUUUGUUUCCUAAUAAUAACUGCUAAUAUUUACUGAGUGUUUCUUCUUUGCCAGGAAAGUAGGCAAACUUUAACAUGAAAAAAACUAAGACCCAGAGAGGUUAACUAUUCCAAGGUUUGUUUCUCUCUCCUGUGAAGUCCACUGUGGACACUUGUGGUCAGGGGGCAGCUGUCCGUGUUGUUGUUCUGUGACCCGUCGUGGGGUUCUGCCUUUCAGUCCUCGAGCCCUCUUUGUUGGAGGAACACAUAGCGAAAGAAGGAAAAGAUGGUGCAUGGAUCAUUGUUGCGGUUCAGGCCUGGAAGUGGUACAUUAUACCUCCUGUCCACAGUCCAGGUAAAACUCAGUCAUCUGGCCUACCUAAUGGGGAGAUUCUGGGAAGUGUGUUUAGCUGUGUGUCUGGGAGUAGAGGACACAUUCUCUUGAACAGCAAGCCACUUGGCCACUUGGCCACAUCCAUGUAGUUUAUUCCCCUCUUCUGGAGGACAAUGAAGGAAAUAAAGAUGUUGUGAUGGUGAA